AUGCGGCAACCUCACCUUGCUGCUUGUGGGGUUGAUGAACUGGCUCUUGAGCUUAAUUUGUUGAAGCUUCAGAAGCCUACAAGUGCGGUUUUUAACGACUGGUGUAAUAAUAAACUCAACAAAAAACAGGUUAAGCUGGCUACAUUAAAUGUUUACGCUUAUUUUGAAACUGGGAACAAGUUGUUGGGGGCUGGUGAUUCUAGCAGCUAG
Molecule: messenger RNA, 210 nt
Organism: Prunus armeniaca (apricot)
Lineage: Eukaryota; Viridiplantae; Streptophyta; Magnoliopsida; Rosales; Rosaceae
Source: the annotation of a GenBank genome assembly